CUCUUUUUCACUUCUGCACCUCUUCUUUUCUUUAGCGACAUGAUGUUCCAUUGAUGUGCGUCGUUGGCAUCAUCUCAGCCCCCUGGGAAUUUGUGGGAAAUAGGAGCUGAGGGGAAGGACCUGAGAGAAGAGGACAGCAGAGGAUGAGUGUGGAGUAAAUAGAGAUGACAGCUCCAUCUAAAGUUUAAUAAACCAGGGAUUUGAGCUGAGCAGGUGUGAAGGAGUUUUAAGUUUUUAAGUCAUCUGGUUGCGGUCUCUGAAAGCGUUGGAGGUGAGAAGGCUGAGCUUGGUGGAUGCCAGGCUGCAGCUAUGGUCGUUGAGGCGAGGUUUCCUCCCUCCUCAUCAGUGACCUCACCGUUUGUCCCACCAUGCUGAAUGACCCCGUCGCCUCCUCCUUCUACAUCGUCCUGGAGCUGCUCAUCGCUGUGUUCUCCGUGCUGGGCAAUGUGCUGGUCUGCUGGGCCGUGUGCCUCAACAGCAACCUGCAGAGCAUCACCAACUUCUUCGUGGUGUCGCUGGCGGUGGCCGACAUCGCUGUCGGCGUCCUGGCCAUCCCCUUCGCCAUCGUCAUCAGCACGGGCUUCUGCUCCAACUUCUACGGCUGCCUGUUCAUGGCCUGUUUCGUGCUGGUUCUCACACAGAGCUCCAUCUUCAGCCUGCUGGCCAUCGCUAUCGACCGCUACAUCGCAAUCAAGAUACCGCUCAGGUACACCAGCUUGGUGACAGGUCAGCGGGCUCAAGGCAUCAUCGCCAUCUGCUGGGUUUUAUCCAUCAUCAUCGGUCUGACCCCCAUGAUGGGCUGGCACCAGCGGGUCCAGAGCGCCAACCACACCUGCCCGCCCGGCCUGAUGAGGUGCCUGUUCGAGGAGGUGGUGGCCAUGGAGUACAUGGUCUACUUCAACUUCUUUGCCUGUGUGAUGAUCCCGCUGAUGCUGAUGUUGGCCAUCUACCUGUGCAUCUUCAUGGCCGCUCGCCACCAGCUCAAGCUGAUGGAGGUGAAAGCGGUUCACGGGGAGAAGUCGCGCUCCACGCUGCAGAAGGAGGUCCAGGCUGCCAAGUCUCUGGCCAUCAUUGUCGGGCUGUUUGCGGUCUGCUGGCUGCCUCUGCACAUCAUCAACUGCUUCACCCUCUUCUGUCCUCACUGUGAGCGUCCUCCGGCCUGGAUCAUGUAUGUGGCCAUUAUUCUCUCGCACGGCAACUCCGUGGUCAACCCCUUCAUCUACGCCUACCGCAUCCGGGAGUUCAGACAAACCUUCCGCAGGAUCAUCCGCCGCCACAUCCUGGGCAGGCAGGAGCGGUUCGAGAGCGGCAGCAGUAGGCGCAACUCCAUCCGACUUAAGCCGAACAGCCUGAGCUUUGACCUUUUCACUGAACACAGCAGCAGCAGCAGUAGCUGUGAGAGCUCCUACCGCGGCCCUGCUCACACAUCUCCUGUAGGGGGUGGCCUGGUGGCAGUGUCCCGCCCCCCUCUGUCAGUCAUCAUAUCCCACUGUCCUAAAGUCGGCCCUUGUCCACUGCAAACCCUCAGACAGACUCAAAUCCCCAUAGGCCAUCAUCUGCAGUACGCGGAGCAGCAGCAUGACCGCGCUGGAGAGGAAGUUGUGGAGGAUAAAGACAAACAGAACCUCGGCUCCGGCCCGGUCACCUCACUGUUGAACACGCAGAACAGAAAGAGCUGCAUCAGUGAGCUGGCAAAGGUGUUGUGACGCGUGAACGUUCACUGAUAUUCACGAGCCUUCAGUAAUAUGCCAACAUCACCUCAGCAUCGGGAUGAGUCCUGAUCCGCCAUGGAAAUGGGAGCACUGUAAACAGAUAAUGGACAGAGAAUAUCACUGAGAUGAUUUACAUCUCCUCGCUAUGAGAAACUCUCCAGUAUUUAAACACAGUGACUUUUUAAUUUAAACCAGACUAAAAGUCUACGAGCACUGCUAGUGGACCAAAGAGGUUGUGUUGCUUCAUAUCAACCGUCAUGACCAUGAGUCGACUGAGCGACUGUCACUUCCAUCUUUAAGGUGCAGGCACUUCACACAUCACAAAAUGGCUCUGCUUGCAUUCAAACAAACUUGAUAACUUCAUGCUUUUUGCUUCGUCUUUACGAAAUAACUAGGGUUUAAUACAAAUGCACUUUGACUAUUAAAAGUGUGUCACCCACCAAAGCUUAGCCAAAAUGGAGAGGAGGCCUUCACUCUCUUUAACUAGUCUUUAAACUAGUUGUUUUACUGCAGGUUGAAGUGAUAAACCAUUGUAUGCAUGUAAAUAUCAUCCUGGCAUUUCUGGUCUGAUUGGGACUUAUUUAUAAGUUAUUUUCAGGAAUGUGAAAUGUGGAUGUAAAUGCACUCUGAUGGAUUUCAUCCUAUAACAUACAUCACCAUGGGCAAAUGAUUUUUUCUUAUGCAGUCUUGCACCGUCAAGUUCACUCUCAUUUGAAGAAAGUAAUACAUUUUUCACAUUUGCCCUAUUCCCUCCUCUCACAUUGUAAUGCAGCUUCAUUGUAUUAAUUUAUGUGCGCUCACACAUUAAAUGAACAAGUUCUAAUUGGUCUUAAAAAAACAAGAACAGUACUCUCACCAGUGACAGGUUGCUUCAUGUUUAUGUCAUUAGCAAUGUAAUGUUUCACAUGUUUAAAAGCGAGGGCCCCGAUGUUGGUCCUGCAAUGCUGAAAUGUAACCUCGUAUUUUUGUUUGCUCAGUGUGACAAUGUGACUUGAAUUACUUAAAUUAUAUUCAUGUAAACGUGGACCUCUGAGAUUUGAUGAAUGACAGGAAAUUGUUGAAAGAGGAUUGUGAAUUGGCAAUAUUUCAGACAUAAAUCAAACUCA
Molecule: messenger RNA, 2818 nt
Organism: Anoplopoma fimbria (sablefish)
Lineage: Eukaryota; Metazoa; Chordata; Actinopteri; Perciformes; Anoplopomatidae
Gene: adora2aa
Product: adenosine A2a receptor a
Exons: 2
Coding region: 369-1706 (445 amino acids)
Biological process (GO): G protein-coupled adenosine receptor signaling pathway; adenylate cyclase-activating G protein-coupled receptor signaling pathway
Cellular component (GO): membrane
Molecular function (GO): G protein-coupled adenosine receptor activity
Source: RefSeq, a predicted model, not a curated record